GAAAAAAGAACAAUAACAACAGAGAAUUUCUCAAUACAAAACUCUAUAUAUAUUUCCGACUUCACAACGCUUUCGGACGCGAAAACGGACAGUUUGUUUUUAGCUACUUACAGCAAAUAAAACGGCCACCGUGGCACACGACGUUUACCUUCCUCUCCCUUCCUGUUUGGUGUUGCUUCGUUAAAAGACCGCUAUCUCUGCUUGUGUUGUUUCUUUCGGUUAAGAAAGCAAAAUAAAUCAAGGAAAGAAGGAUAAACACUGGUAGCAGUGCAACACAUAUUGUUAUUUUUUUUUCUGAUAGGUUUUUCCGUUUUGUAUUCUGUUUUUCUAUAUCAACAUAUACAUACACGUAGCGGUACAGCCUGUGAUUCGGUGAGUUUAGUGGAAUCUCGCACACCUCCUUCAUCACCUUGAUCCUUUUUUUAUUGGUUGGCUGGUUGGCUUUGUUUACGUUGUUGGUCCUCUGUAUUACUCCCCUCAUCUUUCUGAUUUGCCGGUUGCAAAACAAAAACAGCGUUUUCCGUGUACGCCAGCGGCAACGGCAUCUCGCUGCCCUGCGCGUGCAUUAGUAUUAUUUAGAAGGGAAAACGAGCUGCUCGGUUUUGUUGAACGAUUUGCCUCUUUCACAUUUCUGUUUUCCUUUCGUUUUUCCUUUUCCAUAUAAAAACUAACCUAACUAACUUUGCGUGUUCUCCUCUUCUGUUGACCGCACGACGAUCCAUUAUAUCCGUUGACAAACUGCACAAAGACGAAAACAAAAACGCCUCCGCACACACACUAUUUCUUUCUUACUAUUCUUUUACGGCACGAUAAUGCACGGCGGUGGCCACAACGCCGGCGCUCCGCGCACCAUGCAGCGGACGAAGGAAAAGCUGCCGUCCCAAAAGAUGCUCAACGAGGCGCUUGCAGCAGAGGCUACGACGCUGCCGCCUGUCCCUCCGGAGUCGCCGAAGGAAGAAAUGGUGGACGACUACGAGGAGCACCACCACACCAAGGCAACGAUGGCGGAGCGACGAGCGGAACGGGCGGAGCGGACGGCCGAUGCCGACAAGCAGCACCAGCGCGGUCGCGACAGCAACUCCGACGACGACGACGACGAUGCGAGGAGUGACAACACUGCACGCACCGAAUUCCACUACACCCAUCCCAAGCCGCGUGUGUUGACCGGGGCGCUGUUCAUGUGGGAGCACGUCGCCUCCUUUAGCGAGCCGGUGCAGGUGGCACAGGUGGAGCGGGUGAGCCGUGACGUGGCGGCGCAUCUGAAGGAGUCGAACAAGGGCCCACGGCUUAUGCAGCGAUACUGGAACGCGCAGUGGUGCCGCAUGGUGCGGAAGGAGGAAGAUGUACCGGUAGAGAAGCGGUAUCUGCCGCCGAACAUGCUCACCCGCAGCGAGGGCAAGCGACGGUGGAAGAAGGUGUUUGUGGAGGAGUAUCCCUUCUUUCUCGACCGCACCUACCAGCGUCACGGCGUGCGCAACAACGACGUGAACGAGGCGAAGGUGCUUUUCCACGUCGAGGCGCUCAAUCCGAACCGGACGGCGGCCGAGCUGCGCAAGAUGGAGCUGACUGUGGAGGAGGCGCGUGCGAAGGAGCAGCGGAAGCGCGGCGUGGAGGUGGAGUUCGAGCACGUCGAAGAAAACGGUGCGGGUGCGUCCGGUGAGGGUGGCGCGGGCGCGGGAGGGUGCGGGGGAGUGGUGCGGCCCGGCCUCGACGACACGAGGCGCGAUCACGCCGCGCGCGAAAAGGGCCGGCCGCGGGCGGUGCAGAAGGACUCGUACUCGCGCGCGGAUUACAAGGAGGACUUCCGCACGGGUGCGCGCAAAGGCAAGCACCAGAAGGGUGGCACGAAUCGUUGGGACAACUUCGACUCGUAUGGCGACUACGAUUACUGA
Messenger RNA from Leptomonas pyrrhocoris, 1892 nucleotides. RefSeq lists its product as hypothetical. The transcript has a single exon. The record is from RefSeq and is a predicted model, not a curated record. The coding region runs from base 813 to 1892 and encodes 359 amino acids. NCBI's taxonomy places the organism in Eukaryota, Euglenozoa, Kinetoplastea, Trypanosomatida, Trypanosomatidae.